AUGAGUUCCCCGUUUGACCCGUCUCGCCACUCGAGCCUCCGUGCUCAGGCUGAAGUCCUUGAUGGAGAGGACAGCCUCCGCCACCUGAGGGACGAGUUCCACAUCCCCUCCAAAGCUGAUAUCAAGAGGCAGACGCUCGGACAAGAAGAUCGUAGCAAUGCUAGCCACACCGAUGAAACGGCAACAUGCACCUACCUGUGCGGGAACUCCCUAGGUCUGCAACCCAAAAGAACGGCAACUCGCAUCCAGCAAUACCUCGGGACGUGGGCGACGCAGGGAGUUCAAGGGCACUUCAAGCCGCUCAAAGAUUCUCCGUUGCCCACAUGGCUUGAUGCCGACGCGCGAGCUGCCAAAUUGAUGGCUCCCAUCGUCGGCGCCGACGAAUCGGAAGUGGCAGUUAUGCAGACCCUGACGGCGAACCUGCAUCUACUGAUGUCAGCGUUCUAUCAUCCCGAUCCGAACGGCCGACACAAGGUCAUUCUCGAGCGCACGGCUUUCCCCAGCGAUCAUUUUGCUGUGUUGAGCCAGAUCCGACACCACGGGCUUUCUCCCGAGACUUCCAUGGUGACGAUAGAGUCGCCCUUUGCGGAAGAUCCCGUCAUCAGUACCUAUGACAUACAGUCGCUCAUCUCAAAGCAUGCCGCAGAUACGGCACUCAUCCUGCUGCCGGGUAUCCAGUAUUACACAGGUCAGCUAUUUGACAUCCCUACGAUCACAGCAUACGCCCACAAGCACGGCAUCUUCAUCAUAUGGGAUCUGGCUCACGCCGUUGGCAACGUGCCCCUUUCCCUGCAUGACUGGGACGUAGAUGCUGCCGUCUGGUGCACCUACAAAUACCUCAACGGCGGCCCGGGCUGCAUAGGAGGCGCGUUCGUCAACUCACGAAAUAGCCUGGUGACGACCACACUCACAGAUGAACAGCCCGAGCGCGGCUACGGGAACCGCCUCUCAGGCUGGUGGGGGAACGACAAGGGCACGCGUUUCGCAAUGGAGACCAGGUUCCAUCCCGUAAAAGGCGCUGCGGGUUUCCAACUCAGCAAUCCCAGCAUCCUUGAUAUCACAAGUGUCAGCGCCUCGCUGGAGGUCUUCGAGCUCGCCGGGGGCAUGGUACCAAUACGGGAGAAGUCUAAGAAGAUCACCGCUUUUCUGGAGCACUGCCUCUCCACCAUGUCGGAGGAGGCCAAGAAGCUGUUCAGGACCAUCACGCCGUCCGAUCCGGAGCAGCGCGGCGCCCAGCUCAGUCUCAUGUUGGCGGAUGGCCUGCUGCACCCUACGCGGAAGGCGUUCGAGGACCAUGGUAUUGUUGUCGAUGAGCGGAAGCCCAAUGUGAUACGGGUCGCUCCUGCGCCGCUGUACAAUAGCUUUCAGGACUGCGUGGCGUUUGUCGAGGGGUUCGAGCAGGCGUUGCUGGCUGCUCGGAAGUCUGUGUGA
This is a messenger RNA of Anthostomella pinea, 1431 nucleotides long. NCBI's taxonomy places the organism in Eukaryota, Fungi, Ascomycota, Sordariomycetes, Xylariales, Xylariaceae. The record is from the annotation of a GenBank genome assembly.